CGCCCCCUCAGCUGAGGCGCGUCUCGUCGCUCCCCGACCCGCGUCCUUCGCCCUCUCCCCUCCCCAGCCCUCCUCUUCCCCCUCUUCCUCCUCCUCCUCCUCCCGCGUCUCCAGGCUUGGGCCUGGGUAGAAGAUGGAUGUCGAUGUCGGUGCUGUUGGAGAUAGCACCCGAAGAAAAAUGGAUGCUCUAUCAGACGGUGCGGCUGAGAUCGUUCCAUUGGAACUCUAUGAUUCUUCUCGAGCAAAAAUAGCGGCGAAUCUACAAUGGAUCUGUGCUAAAGCCUAUGGAAUAGAUAACAUCCCAGAGGAGCUGAAGGACCCGUUCUACACAGACCAGUAUGAGCAAGAACAUAUUAAGCCACCUGUCAUCAAGCUGUUGCUGUCCAGCGAGCUCUACUGCCGUGUCUGCAGCCUCAUUCUGAAAGGUGAUCAGGUGGCCGCUCUUCAGGGACACCAGUCAGUCAUCCAGGCUCUGUCUCGGAAAGGGAUUUACGUCAUGGAGAGCGAUGAUACACCCGUGUCUGAAUCGGAUCUCAGCAGUGCGCCUAUCAAAAUGAGCCCUCACAUGGCAAUGAUCGAUGCGCUCAUGAUGGCCUACACGGUGGAAAUGAUCAGCAUUGAAAAAGUGGUGGCGAGCGUCAAACGUUUCUCUACGUUUAGUGCCUCAAAGGAACUGCCCUAUGAUCUGGAGGAUGCAAUGAUAUUCUGGAUUAAUAAGGUGAACCUAAAAAUGAGAGAGAUAACAGAAAAAGAGAUCAAAUUAAAGCAGCAAUUGCUGGAAAGUCCCGGUCACCAAAAGUCUCCUUCCAAAUGGUAUUGGAAAUUAGUACCUGUCCGCUAUCGCCGAGAUCACCUUUCCAGUCGGCAGCUGCCCUUUUUCCCGUUGCUUGAAGACCUGAUGAAGGACUGCAGCGAUGGAGCUGCCUUACUGGCUGUCAUCCACUAUUAUUGUCCGGAGCAAAUGAAGCUCGAUGAGAUCUGCUUGAAAGAGGUAACGUCGAUUGCAGACAGCAUCUAUAACAUCCAGCUGCUCCGGGAAUUCUCCAACGAAUACCUAAGCAAGUGCUUUUAUCUCACCUUGGAGGACAUGCUUUAUGCACCUUUGGUUUUAAAGCCCAACGUCAUGGUCUUCAUUGCCGAAUUGUUCUGGUGGUUCGAGAACGUGAAGCCCGACUUCGUGCAGCCCAGAGACUUCCAAGAAGUGAAAGAUGCGAAAACCAUGUUGCAGCAGAAGAGCAGCAGCAGCCGCCCGCCGGUGCCCAUCUCGAACGCAACCAAGCGGAGCUUCAUGGCUAGUCCCACCGCUCCUGCCUCCGCUGAGGUGCAGCCGCCAGCUCAGCUCCCUCUGGAGACUUGCAACAGUGGGAAAGGAAGCCCUGCCUUCAGCCCGUCCCAUCCAUUGCUGCCUUUGAGACAGAAACAGCAGAAGUCUCUGCAAGGGGAAGACAGUUCAGAUCAGCGGCAUCGUUCGAAUUCGUUGACCAGAGUGGAUGGGCAGCCCCGGGAUUCCAUUCUUGCCUGGCCAGAGAAGAAACAAAGGCCUCUGUCUCAACCGACGCCAUUUGCUCUUCAUCAAGCCGCCAGCAGCGAUGCAGACCCCAGUUCCGGCGACAGCAUUAGCUUAGCAAGGUCCAUCAGCAAAGACAGCCUAGCGUCCAACAUCAUCAACGUCACUCCGAAGCAGCAGCCCCCGCCUGCGCUUGUGAAAAGCCACGGGAAGAGCUUGUUGAACAACGUUGAGAUCGAGGAUGAGGACGAAGAACUGAUGGCGAUCAUCCACCCCGAGGCCUCACCGAACCACGGGAACCUUGAACUUCAGAGUGUGCCGGUUCGAUCUCCUGGCGUAGUUGUGACUGCGUGGGCUCAAAAGCCGCAAGGCGGCGAGGCCUCGGAGAGCAAGCCAGAGAGCUUUUUCCUUGAGCCCUUAAUGCCCGCUGUCCUGCGGCCAGCAAAGGAAAAACAAAUAAUCAACAAAGAGGAUGAAUGUGGAGAAGGGAAGACGAGAGGUUUCGUAACAAAAAGACUGAGUGAGGGGCAUGCGUCCUUAGCCCGUAAAAAAGUCAAUAGCAAUCAUGCCGAUCAUAACCUUAAUAGGACUUUUAAUGUGGCUUCGAGUUCUGAAGUCAUGAUGGCGGGCGCUAGCACAGCAGAUCCGACAGUACACUCCGAAGUCCAAGUCGAACCCUUUCAUCCCCAAGCAACUAGCAGUUUAGAGCCUUCAUCGAGGGAGCAGUCUUUUGGGGGAUUCUUCCUCCAUGCUGCCAAAGCAGAAGAGGAUGCGACGCGUGGCACCGUCAGCUAUGCGAAAAGUCCCAGUUCCCACAUUGCGGAGACCUCGUGGACGAUGAUCCGGCAAGAUUCCGACUCAGACAUUCUAGACAUGGAGGAAGCCGAACAAGAUUUAGUGGCAGAUGACCACCCGAUCAUCGCCAAGUAUAUUGGAGAAGAGGAGUCUGCAAAGCUGCAGGAAGACCUGAAGGUCCGGGAGCACGAAGACAAGGAUGAUGCCAGUGGACGUUCCAGUCCAUGCCUGAGUACUAUUUCCCAGGUGAGCAGUGUGUCCAUGACCAGUGGGAGCGCCAGGAUGACCAGCUUUGCUGAACGGAAGCUUCAGAGGCUGAACAGCUACGAAACCAAAUCGAGCACGAGCAGUUCCCAGAAGACGACACCGGACGGGUCGGAGUGUUGCCCAGCCCCGCUGACCACGUGGAAGCAGAAGAGGGAGCAAAGUCCCAACAGGCAGAGCAAAGACAACGUGAACGUCUUGGCUUCCGAGCUGGUGCAGCUUCACAUGCAGUUGGAGGAGAAGCGGAGAGCCAUCGAGGCUCAGAAGAAGAAGAUGGAGGCACUCUCUGCCCGGCAGCGGUUGAAACUGGGCAAGGCGGCGUUCUUGCACGUGGUGAAGAAAGGGAAAGGGGCCGAUGUCUCUCAGCCACUUAAGCCAGAGCACUUCACGAAAGAAUACUCGAGGCACAACGGGGAAGGCUUGGAGGACACGGCUUUGAACUCGAAAUCGGAGGCGUUCCUCCUGAAAGAAGGGGGUGAAGACACGCUAGAUGAUGCCCAUGAAACACCCAAGGUGAAGAUCCAAGAAACAGUCGCUUUUGCUGAGCAGCACAAUCCAAAGGAGCCCACUAUUCAUGAAAUAGAGAAAAGCAAGAUGAUUUCGGCUGCCCUUUUGGAAGAGAGCAUCGAAACGCCCGAUAUCAAUGAAUGUGACCUUUCCAUUGAAAAACUCAACGAAACCAUCAGUACCCUCCAACAGGCGAUCCUGAAGAUUUCUCAGCAGCAAGAGCUUCUUAUGAAAGCACCAACGGUGCCUUCGAGAGGCAGCUCCCAGGAGCAAAAGAUCAGGGCACCGGUUCAUUUUGUUGAGCCCCUCUCUCCGACAGGCACCAGCAGCCUUCGGAAACCCCCCCGGCUUGGUCAAGGGCGAAAUUCCCGCUCGGGGCGACCGUCUGAGCUGAAAGUCGCGAAGGACAGGCAGCAAACCAUGCCGCGUAUCAAAACCCCCACUCCCAGUGUCGACACCUUGCCGCACCUAAGACAAUUUCCAUCAAACAAUUCCUCCAAGACGCCAACCGAAAUUGCUCUUGACAAUAAUUCAGACCAGGGGGGCACCCCUCAGGAGAAGCUUUUCUUUGACAGCUACGGGCUCCGGGACGAGAGCAAUCAGCGGGCCGGAUUUGUCCUGUCCGUUUCCAAAGACGCAAAUAUCCUCUCCGAAGCGAUGAAAGAUGUGAAUAGUAACCUGGAAGAUUUUAACCCCACUUCCUUUGACGGCUCAGGAAAAGAGAACGUCCCAACGGAGGAACCCCUGAGAAGCAAAACUAGCCUCAUUGAAGUAGACCUGUCCGACUUAAAAGCCCCAGAUCACGACGGGGAGGUUGAAAGCCAGGGCAGCUCCACCGACUUGAUCAGUGAAGUUGACCAGAAGUCCGGAGUCGGGUUUUUCUUUAAGGAUGAACAGAAAGCAGAAGAUGAGCUUGCGAAGAAACGCGCCGCCUUCCUCUUAAAGCAACAGCGCAAAGCUGAAGAGACGCGGCUUCGGAAAGUGCAGCUCGAGGCAGAGGUUGAACAAAAGAGAGAUGAAGCCCGCCGUAAAGCCGAAGAAGACCGGAUACGCAAGGAGGAAGAGAAAGCCCGGAGAGAACUCAUCAAGCAGGAAUAUCUGAGGAGGAAGCAGCAGCAGAUUUUGGAGGAGCAAGGCCUGGGGAAGCCCAAACCCAAGCCCAAGAAACCCCGGCCCAAAUCGGUCCAUCGUGAGGAGUCCUACAGUGACUCGGGGACCAAGUGCUCUUCCACCCCCGAUAACCUCAGCAGUGCUCAGUCUGGUUCCAGCCUGUCGUUGGCGUCCGCAGCCACCACGGAGCCCGAAAGCGUCCAUUCCGGCGGCACACCUUCACAGCGAGUGGAAUCGAUGGAAUCCUUACCAAUCUUGAGCAGGAACCAGAGUCGAAACAUGGAGAGGGACUGGGAGAACACCUCCACAGCUUCUUCCAUUGCUUCGGUGGCAGAGUAUACUGGCCCAAAGCUCUUUAAAGAGCCCAGCAGCAAAUCCAACAAGCCGAUCAUCCACAACGCCAUCUCCCACUGCUGUCUGGCUGGGAAAGUGAACGAGCCCCACAAGAAUUCCAUCUUGGAGGAGCUGGAGAAGUGCGACGCCAACCACUACAUCAUCUUGUUCCGCGACGCCGGCUGCCAAUUCAGAGCACUUUACUGCUACCACCCCGACGCGGAAGAGAUCUACAAGCUGACCGGGACGGGGCCAAAGAGCAUCACCAAGAAGAUGAUUGACAAGCUGUACAAGUACAGCUCGGACAGGAAGCAGUUCAACCUGAUCCCCGCCAAAACCAUGUCGGUCAGCGUCGACGCCCUGACCAUCCACAACCACCUGUGGCAGCCCAAACGACCCGCAGUGCCAAAGAAGACUCAGACUCGCAAAUGACACUCAGUUUUUUCCGUGGGAGACGGUGGUGGAGAUAGCAUUGUUGGGGGGCAUUGACUCUUCCCCUCAGCUCUUGUUGGGGUGUGAGACGUGCAGAACCAUAAACACUUUUUUUUUUUAAGGAGAGAGGCUUCUAAACAUGGAUGCAAGGAAAGAAUGAACAACUUCAGUGUUCUCUCGCUCGCUCUCUCUCUCUCUUUUGGUAUGAAUGAUCAAACGGCUGUUACAUCCAUUGCUAACUACAGAGGCUUUUCACGUGAGGGAAGGUGCAUGUAGCAAGAUCGUAAGCGGUGGAUUUCCUUUUACUUGAAGUUCUUAAUUGGUACAAAUUGGGACAUCCUUUUCCUUCUGAUUUCCUGUGUCCCCCCCACCCCAGAAUCACUUGGAGAAGUUAGCACAGGCUGCACUUCAGGAGAAGGACAGAGAACCAGGCUGUGUGGGGUAGACUUUUGAGGAAUCGUCUUCAGGAAAAGAUUCAACUUUCCUCUGAAACUCUUGACGACUCAAUCACAUACGUAACCAUUGGUACUGUACCUACUGCCCAAUGACCAGCUCAGCUCUGACUUCUGGAGGAAGAAGAAGAAUCCAGCCCAGGCUGCUUGGAACAAAGUUUACCUACAGUAUCGGUUCUUUAUAAGCACUGAAAGAUGUAAAAUCUCUCUCUCUCUCUCUCUCUUUUUUAAAAAAUUGAAACGGAGGACUUAUGCAAAUUAUUAUGGCUGAACAUUUCUGCAACACAAUCAUGAAGAGGCGAGCUGGUGCUCCUGGCUGGAAUAUUCCCAAUCUGAAACUUGAGGCACUCUGGAUGGAGUACAGUCAACAUUGAUUUUCUGUUUCAAGUAGUAUCCUAACGGUCCCCCCCCCCCACCUUGAUUAAAAAGACUGAUUCUAGUAAUAGUGGGACGUUUUCACUCAGAGCACGUUACUCCUGUAUAAUGGUGCACUUAACGAUCACAAAUUCUAAUGCUUUUUUAAAUCAUGUCCUGAAAUGUAAUUCUAACCUUAAUCCUGUCCUGUUUUUUCUUCUUCUUUUCUUUUCUUUUCCUUUCCUUUCCUUUUCUUUCUUUCUUUUUUGCUGGAUGAGCAGCAUGCUCUAAAAUGGAGUGUGUGUUCUUUUUAGUUCUUCAUUUUUAUUUUUCUCUUAUUUUGGCCGGGGCAGGGAUAUAUACUACUAUAUGAGAAGAAAAGCCAAUUUCCACAUAACUAGCAAUUUUUAAACAGACCUGCAUUUGUUUGGAAAGCUCAAAUAAGUCCAGUGGCUUUGUUUUUCUUUUUUUCUUUUUUCAUCUUGAAAUAUUAAAUCUUGAGUUAUGACCUUAAAGCUGUGUAUUGUUUUUCUCCUGCUUAAAAAGAACCAAUCUCUCUCUGAUAGGGCAAUGAAAGCAUAAGCUGUUCUGAUUUCUAAUCAUGUGUGUCUCUAUUUUUUAAAAAAAUGUUCACUUCCCCUGGAAAAAAGAUCUCUUGUUGAAGUCUGUCAAUUACCAGGCCUUUAGCACAUCUGAACUUUGACUUUACUGCCUGGAGAUGUUAUAGGGUUAUAGCUUUUGGUUUACUUCGUUUACUUCGAAGUAAGUAAACGUUUACUUCUAUUUGAAGUGUUACUUGAAUAUGUUCGAUGUAGUGCAAAGGACGUGAUUCUGACACUAGAGACGAUAGAAGCUGACAUUUUAAAACACAAUCCAGCGUAACUUAUUUAAGGAACAUAAAAUUGAAGUUCGGGUGACCUUUGUAGAGAGGGAGUGAGAAAUAGGGUAUUUAGCGCUAACUAGAGAAAUAAGAAUGAAGGUCUCUUACAAUCUGCUCCGUUCCAUCCCCUUACAGGACUUUUUAAAUAGCUGGGCUGUAAAUUUUGUUUGAUAGUUGGCUACCCUGUACAUAAGGAAAGGCUUUAUUAUUUCUAAAAGUGCUAAGUAUUAAACACUAUCGUGUAAUUUUUUUUUUUUUUUUUUUGUUACAUGCUUUUCAUGCUUUAUUUCUCACUGUUUGAUAUUAUACGACAUAUUUAUUUUAUGGAAGCACUGAAAUGUAAUAAAGAUCAUCGGCUAACUUUUGUUA
This is a messenger RNA of Hemicordylus capensis (graceful crag lizard), 7003 nucleotides long. It is a transcript of the gene CAMSAP1, whose product is annotated as calmodulin regulated spectrin associated protein 1. The transcript has 19 exons. Lineage: Eukaryota; Metazoa; Chordata; Lepidosauria; Squamata; Cordylidae. Gene Ontology annotation, molecular function: spectrin binding; microtubule minus-end binding; calmodulin binding. The record is from RefSeq and is a predicted model, not a curated record. Gene Ontology annotation, biological process: negative regulation of microtubule depolymerization; neuron projection development; cytoplasmic microtubule organization. The coding region runs from base 134 to 4948 and encodes 1604 amino acids. Gene Ontology annotation, cellular component: microtubule minus-end.